CGAACAGCUGAUUGUCUGUGUUUUCUACACGUGCAGCUCGUGCAUUUAUUAAAUGCCAAGAAAUGGAGGAUAAAACCCAAAUUCAGACCGUGUGCAAUCACAAAAGAGAUGAGCAUCUGCCUACUCUCGUAAAAUUCCAGAAUGGUUCGCUCGGGAGCACUGGAGAUUUUUGUGUUAUUGAAAACCAAAAUGAGAAGAAACACCAGGCCAUGGUGGUGGCAGGGGACCAGAUUUACACGGGCGACUUAAAGGACAGCCAGGAGUAUGACACUUACAUAUGUGUUAGGAACAAAUCGACCAACAAGGUGCAAAUCGUUCCCGUACAACAGGCACUGCUCUCCAAUCACAUUUACCAGGAGCUGGAUCGGCAGAAGCGGAAGACUCCAAUGCUCAGCAGGGAACAUGCUAACAAGAAGCUACUGAAGGAAUUUGGAGGACGCAAAGCUUCACGCUAUGUCGAUAAUCACGAAAAGAUGCUGGUCAACGUCGAGGUAGUGCGCCAGGAUUUGGAUGAAACUGUAAAGUCAUCCACUCAUAACGAAAACGAAGAUGCCGAUGAGACAAUGACAGAUUUGAGCACCAGCAAUGAGGAAUACCUCGCGAAGAUUGUGCCUAAGUUUGAUAAAGAAGCCACGAAUCUGGAUCACGUAUAUGACGUUGAGGAUGUAGUCCCAAGUUCACUACUCGAAAGACUGGAUGAGGAGGCCAAGGUGGUGUUUUCCACACCACUUCAAACCGUACCAAUUAAAUCGGAAUACCUCAAGGAGUGCUUAGGUCGCAUCCAGAAUAAGUCGGUCACCUCUAAGGAAGAUUUUCUGCAUAUUAAGCUUAUCAUUUAUAUGGAUGCUUUGCAGACAUUGAUUUCGCUCCGUUCCCGGCAAAUGCAGAAGGUGGAACUUUCGAAGAUCACAGAAAAGAUUGAGAACGAUAUCCGGCAACGGUUUGCGGAUCCAAACGUUGCCAAACGAGGCACUCGGACAAACUUUAGUACUGAGAAAGCACUUACACACUUUAUUGUUAUGGCAUUGCUAAUCAGCGAAAAGCACGAGGUGGACCUCAAUGUGCUGUCUCGUGCUUUAGCCACUAGCAAGGAGCGAAUCAAGCAGUACGCGCACAUCGCAAACGCCCUGCCAAAGUCCCGCUCAGACAUCCUGGCCUUGCGCCUGCCUAGCAAAGUACCAACACUGAAAACAGCACGACGCUUUCAACGAAAGAAGUAAAACCACCUAAGCGCCAAGGACACCGCGCCCGCCAUCGAUUAAACAAACUCGAAGGCGAGUCAAUAAUGUUUUUUUUAGCUCUAUGGCUAAAGCUACUUUCUAAUAAAACUAAAUUUACAAAAACAAAACAAGAUUUCUAAUUAAAAGUGUUAAGCAGGACUUACGA
Molecule: messenger RNA, 1386 nt
Organism: Drosophila bipectinata
Lineage: Eukaryota; Metazoa; Arthropoda; Insecta; Diptera; Drosophilidae
Gene: Polr1E
Product: RNA polymerase I subunit E
Biological process (GO): RNA polymerase I preinitiation complex assembly; transcription elongation by RNA polymerase I; DNA-templated transcription
Cellular component (GO): RNA polymerase I complex
Molecular function (GO): DNA binding
Source: RefSeq, a predicted model, not a curated record